AUGCACGCGUGUCUUGGAUCUCCAUUACUCUCUCUUCUCUACGUCUUCUGUAUUCAUUCAACAGCAACAGGAAAAGUGGUUUUUCUUGAGGCACCAUCUGGUGUUGUGUACUACCCUCCAACAGGUCAUCUUGGAAAGGCUGUCGUGUGCAGGACGAAUGAAGCUGCAGAUAUCACAUGGGUUAGUACUCUGCAUGGCUCUCUUGAUGCAACAACAUUUAAUAUCACGAGAGUCUCGGACACGAAGAGUGUGAUGUACCUGACGGUCGAGUUUAUUCACUUGAAUCCGAUUAUUGGAGGGACUUUGACUACAGGUUCUCUGCACUGUUUUGCAAAUGGUGUCAAGAGCAGUACUUUUAAGAUCCAAGAAGGAAAUUUGCCAGUUAUUGUUGUCAACCCUACGAGUAUAUCUAUAACAGAGAAAGGUACAGUACAACUGUCUUGUGGCUAUGAAGACAACAGGCCAUCACCUACUGUCUUCAAGUGGAGAUUCGUGGACAAGAGCGGUACAGUGAAGAUUUUGGAUCGGACAAAUGUUCCUAAGGACAGAUACAGUGGUCUAAAGAUUGAAUCGGCCAAUAGGUCAGCUGCAGGCAGCUAUGCUUGUAUGGUGGGAAAUGAAUUUGGUAGCUCACUGUCUUCUCCAGCAAUUCUGACUGUGAAGUACUUUGGAGACGUCACUCUCACUCUCAGUCCAGGCACUGUUGUCGUUCAAAACACAUCAACAACAAUAAAAUGUAUUGUCGACGCAGUCCCACCAGCAACCGACAUACAACUCAUUCACAACUCCCAACGUAUCACACAAACUGGGCACAAGUCUAACAAUCGUCUGAUCUACACAUUUAUUGCAUUGAAAAACUGGAAAGGAUCUUUUACAUGCACGGCCUCAAACUCAAUCGGUAGCAAUCGCAAUACAGUUGAUUUGACUGUUCAAGUUCCUCCUGCUGCUCCUCGUGUUGAUAUCAAUAGAAAUAGAUUGUCUACUCAUUCAGUGGAGUUUUUAUGGAUGUUGGGUGCUGAUGGUUAUUCACCCAUUACAAAUGUCAAAGUUACAUGUUUGGAUGUCGUUCAUGGUUCAACACAUUCUUGUGUAUUCGACUCGGUUGUUAAGAUCUCUGGUGUGUUGACGGGUCUCAUUCCUGGUUCAUUGUAUCAAUGUUUUAUUGUGGCUUGUAACAAAGUGGGUGAAAGUCCCAGCAGUGAACUGUUUAAUGUCACCACACAUACAGCAGCUCCUGCCAAACCUGUUCUCAAUGUCAAGCCGAUUUCUAGGAACGAGACGAGUGUUACAAUCCAUUGGAAUGUUGAUUACAACGGUGGCCAUGUAAUAACCCAAUACACAAUCAGGUGGAGAUCAGCAGCUUCCACUGCCUCACUGCACGAAGUGACAGUGCCUGUUCCUUCUCGUGAUGGACUCAUAAACCAGCAGCAUGGGAUGUGGAUAUUAACAGGGUUGAACAAAGGAACCAACUAUUUCUUUGAGAUCGAGGCAAUGAAUGAUGUUGGACUGAAUACAUCAGAUGUGGUUAAAUAUACAACAUCAUGCUAUCCUGCUGCAUUGUCUUAUCCUCUGAUUACAAACAUACAUACAUCGACAUCGUCGAGUGUCAGAUUUGUAGUCGACGUUCCUAGAGGCAAUGGUUGUGGUGUAAUAACUGACUAUUAUGUUACUGAUUGGGUGACAGGGAAGCAUCUUAAUUCAGUGUAUGUUGUCCAAGAUGGAUUGGUGACUGUGACUGUGAUUGACUUGGAGGCAGGACGUGAGUAUGAUGUUGUGUUGUACACUCGAAAUCAGUGGGGAGAAGAGAGACGAGGAGCUCGUGUGUCGUUUCAAGUAGAUGAGGAUAUAAAUUCAACUACAGACCCUGGUCCUCAUAGUUCAGAUGAUGGUUUGGGCUCUGGUCAAACUGUAGCCGUUAUUGUUAUGUGUGUGGUCGUAUUACCAGCCAUUCUACUCGCUUUCAUAUUUUGUCUCUACAAGAAACACAGAUCAAGAAAGGAUGACGACGAUGAUGACACUCUUGAUUUUGUGCCUGGAAUAUUCAAGCGAACAACAACUCCACAAUACGGAUACGACGAAUCUGAUACAAAACCUCAUCCUGGUCCUAAUAGUGGCAGCACGUAUGUUAAUCUUUCUGGAUCUAAGAGAAGAAUUCGACAGCCUUCUCUAACGUUGGUGACCUUACCUGGAGAACAUGAAGUUAACAGUGGCAGUUUGCCUCUACAGAAAGUCGAUAUUUCGUCAUCAGAUUAUUGUGAGAAGACUAUGGAGGAGCUGCUGCAAGAAUCAUAUGUUGAUAUGAAGGCUCGAACAAGUGGCAUUGUAUCUAAACUGGUUUUUAUUAAAACGAUGGAACGAGCAUCACCUGAUGGAAGUCAUACUCCUGUAGUGGUGAGUGUCACCUCCUCUGAGAAAGCUGGAAUUGUGGAUGAUGACAGGACAGCUCAAUCGAGUCCAGGCAGCUCGGGGUAUGCUCCAUGUGCUUCAGAACUGAAUGACACAACUCACGGACACGAACUGAAAGCAAGCAUAUACAGCAAUGUGUUGACUUCAGGUGAAGAUAAUCAGGAACACGAUCACGUGGAUAUACAAACAGUCGAACCUAACAGAAAUGAUGAGAAUGGCCAGUUUGAUGACGUUGAAAACACAUACAUGGAGAUGAAACUGUCCAUAUCCAAUAACAAACAGAAUGAGACAGGCAAGAAAUACGAAGUCGGUGACUCUGAAAACGAGUCUCAAUGUGGAAAGAAUCUGUCCACACUAGUGUGAUGAUGACAACAUGGAACAUUGGGAACAGGUUGGUAGAUUAGAGUAGAGAAGCCAUAGACAUCAGUAGUUACUAAUCUCUUCAUAUGCUCGCCCUAUGUAAGCCAUCCCCAUAGAUUUAUAGAACUGCAUGCUGGCAUCAGUAAUUAAUUAAUAGACAUAUCUAUUGUGCUGUAGCCUGUAGGAUAGUAGACUGGUAUAUACACCAACUGAACUGCGGCCGAUCACCAUAGUAAAUAUUAUUACUCUAUUUGCCACAAAUCCCAUUCACUAUCAUUUGUACUACACAAUCAUAACCAUUUGUACUUCUCUUUGUAACUCGUAGCACUCUAUGCUCUGUCAAUAUAUCAAUGUAUUUCUAAAAACAAAAGGUAAAAUGCUAAAUAGUAACAGCCAUAUAUAUAUAUGUCAACUGAAAACAAUGCACAUCAAGAA
This is a messenger RNA of Corticium candelabrum, 3201 nucleotides long. Its product is annotated as cell adhesion molecule DSCAM-like. NCBI's taxonomy places the organism in Eukaryota, Metazoa, Porifera, Homoscleromorpha, Homosclerophorida, Plakinidae. Gene Ontology annotation, biological process: cell-cell adhesion. The transcript is spliced from 13 exons. Gene Ontology annotation, molecular function: protein binding. Bases 1 to 2769 code for a protein of 922 amino acids. The record is from RefSeq and is a predicted model, not a curated record.